Messenger RNA from Naumovozyma dairenensis CBS 421, 2712 nucleotides. RefSeq names its product serine/threonine/tyrosine protein kinase RAD53 (gene RAD53). The record is from RefSeq and is a predicted model, not a curated record. Lineage: Eukaryota; Fungi; Ascomycota; Saccharomycetes; Saccharomycetales; Saccharomycetaceae. Gene Ontology annotation, cellular component: cytoplasm; nucleus. Bases 1 to 2712 code for a protein of 903 amino acids. Gene Ontology annotation, biological process: deoxyribonucleoside triphosphate biosynthetic process; DNA damage checkpoint signaling; protein phosphorylation. The transcript has a single exon. Gene Ontology annotation, molecular function: ATP binding; protein binding; protein serine/threonine/tyrosine kinase activity.
AUGGACUACACAACUCAACCAACACAACAGGCCACUCAAGCCACUCAAAAAUUCCUAAUUCAAAAAUUCUCACAAGAACAAAUCGAUGAGAAUAUAGUAUGCCGAAUUAUAUGUACUAAUGGGACUAUCCCCAUCCGUGAUUUGAAAGUGAAAAGUAUUGCCACUAUCCUGACCAUGGAAACACCAAUAAAGAAAAUAUGGACUUUCGGUAGGAACGCCAAUAUCGUAGAUUAUCAUCUUGGUGAUAUCUCGAGACUUUCAAACAAACAUUUCCAAAUCUUAUUAGGAGAAGAUGGUAAUUUAUUGAUUAAGGAUACAUCGACGAAUGGGACGUGGUUGAAUGGGGAUAGGUUGAGAAAGGAUAAGAAUCAAUUACUAUCUCAAGGUGAUGAGAUUACUGUUGGAGUGGGUGUUAAAGAUGAUAUUUUAUCGUUGGUUCUUUUCAUUAAUGAAAAAUUUAAGAAGGCAUUGAUGGAAAGGAAACAUCAUGGUGUUUCUACUUUAAAUUCAAAUUCAAAUUCAAAUUCAAAUAGUGAGGAUAGCAAGAAAAGUAUAGAUAGCAUAGGUGAAGAUGCGAAAUUCCAAGGAAUCUUUAAAGAUUAUGAGAUUCAAGAUGAAGUCGUUGGUCAAGGUGCAUUUGCUACAGUGAAAAAAGCUGUCGAAAGAAGUACAGGGAAAACUUUUGCUGUGAAAAUUAUUAGUAAAAGGAAAGUCAUGGGCUCCAAUAUGGAUGGUGUAAGUAGAGAAUUAGAGGUAUUACAAAGAUUAGAUCAUCCAAGAAUAGUACGAUUGAAGGGGUUUUAUGAAGAUCAUGAAAAUUACUAUAUGCUAAUGGAAUUUGUUUCAGGUGGUGAUCUCAUGGAUUUUGUAGCCGCUCAUGGUGCUGUAGGUGAAGAUGCAGGUAGAGAAAUCUCUAGACAAAUCUUGGAAGCCAUUAAAUAUAUUCAUUCUAUGGGAAUAAGUCAUAGAGAUUUAAAACCAGAUAAUAUUUUAAUUGAACAAGAUGAUCCUGUCCUUGUCAAGAUAACAGAUUUUGGUCUGGCAAAAGUACAAGACAAUGGUACAUUCAUGAAAACAUUUUGUGGUACAUUAGCAUAUGUAGCACCUGAAAUUAUAUCUGGUAAAAACGACGGUGAAUUAAGGGAAAACGCCGAUGCAAACAGUGAACGUAAUGAAUAUUCAUCUUUAGUAGAUAUGUGGUCCAUGGGGUGUCUUGUUUAUGUUAUCUUGACGGGACAUUUGCCCUUUAGUGGUAGUACUCAAAAGCAGCUAUAUAAACAAAUUUCUAGAGGCUCAUAUCAUGAGGGCCCGUUAAAGGAUUUCAGAAUAUCAGAUGAAGCAAGAGAUUUUAUUGAUUCAUUAUUACAAGUAAAGCCAAAUGACAGAUUAACUGCAGAGAAGGCCUUAGAACAUCCAUGGAUCAAGAUGGCACAAUUUUCGCAAUCUUUUGUGAAGAAUAACUCUGUUAAUAGUGUGAAUGAAACAGAUGAUAAAGAUUCGUGUUUCCAAGUUUCACUGACAGACUCAUUAUCACAACAAAAGCUGUUAGAAAAUAUGGAUGAUGCGCAAUAUGAAUUUCUGAAAGCACAAAGAAAGGAACAAUUACGACAAUUUGAAGAUAUGAAUAAACCAUCGCAACCAAAGGGAUUUAAGAUUCCAGGGAAUCCACUUAUUCGAUAUACGCAACAACCGAAAGUGCCACGUCAAAGUCAAAGUCAAAGUCAAAGUAAUGAGAAAGGAAAGCUUGAUAAUGUAUUGAAAAAUAAUCCCCGUCAUAAUAAUAGUGGGAAUUCGAAGAAAACUAAAAAGAAAGCAGAUGGUAAAUUCUUGACGUUGCGUCCUUUACGAGAAAGUAGGAUUCAAGAAAGUAUCCCACUUAGUCAAGGUAUCAAUCCAUUUUUUUUUGGUAGGUCAGAUGAUUGCAAUUGUCGGAUUGAAGAUAGCAGAUUAUCAAGAGUUCAUUGUUUCAUAUUGAAAAAAAGACAUGCUGUGGGGGAUAGUAUAUAUGAAUCACCAGCGCAGGGUCUAGAUGAUAUUUGGUAUUGUCAUUCAGGGUCCAAUGUUAGUUAUGUUAAUGAUAUCAAAUUAGAACAGGGAUCUAAAUGUCUUUUACAACAUGGUGAUGAGAUCAAAAUUAUUUGUGAUUGGCAACAUAAUUUUGUUAUCGGAUUUAAAGUGGAAAUUAAUGAUAGUACAGGGUUAUUUAAUGAUGGGAUGUCACCAUUCGAAACAUCAAAAACAAUACGUGCAAUUGUCAGUCAAACGGAUGAUGAAAAAUCACUAGUGAAAAGAUUAAUUCAAAUGAUGGCAAUACAAAGAGCCGAAAAAUCAAAGAUUAAGAAUGAGGGUAUCAUUGAAGCAAUGUCGUCACCUUACAACAAGAAGGAGUCACAUACCCAUUUCGGUAAAUUGGCUACUGCGUUUCCUAAUCAUAUUGAUAAUGCUAGCCUUAAAGUCAACAAUAGUAACGAACAAAACAUACACGUUGACCAAAUUAAGAGCAAUAUUGAUGACGAGGUGUUAUCCAGUAUUGAACAUAACAAUGACAACAAAGAAAAUGAAAUUAUCACGUCACCGCCGCAGGGGAAUAAACUUCUCAAGAGAGUACAUUCAGUCAGUUUGUCUCAAUCACAAAAUGAUCCCGCCAAGAAAGUAAAGAGAGCGAAAUUAGAUCAACCAACUCAAAAACCAGACAAUCUGCAAUUCUUAUAG